AUGUCUUCUCGCGAGCUCUAUAUUCCUGGCCUGGAGCAUUACGAGAAUCAGGCAAAGCUCCAGGAGGUACUUAAGCGGGAACAUAAACUGAUCCCGCACUUUGAUAGAUACGAUUACCUCUUCAAGCUUCUCCUCAUCGGAGACUCCGGUGUCGGAAAGUCUUGCUUGCUCCUUCGAUUCGCCGAUGACACCUAUACGGAAUCCUACAUUUCCACUAUCGGUGUUGACUUCAAAAUCCGAACUAUUGAGCUUGAUGGCAAGACGGUGAAGCUACAAAUCUGGGACACUGCCGGCCAAGAGCGCUUCCGAACCAUCACAUCUUCAUACUAUCGCGGCGCCCACGGUAUCUGCGUCGUCUACGAUGUGACCGAUAUGGACAGCUUCAACAACGUUAAGCAAUGGCUCCAGGAGAUUGACCGCUACGCCACCGAAGGCGUCAACAAGCUGCUAGUGGGCAACAAGAGCGAUAUGUCUGACAAGAAGGUUGUCGAGUACACGGUUGCUAAGGAGUUUGCUGAUAGCCUCGGAAUCCCAUUCCUCGAGACUUCGGCUAAGAACGCUUCCAACGUUGAGCAGGCCUUCUUGACCAUGGCCCGACAGAUCAAGGAGCGCCAGGGCUCACAAGCCACUGCUAACACCAAGCCCGGUGUGCAGGUUGGUCCUGGUCACAACGUUGCCAACCCCUCCAGCGGUGGCUGCUGCUAAGCUCGAGCUCUCUCUUCAUGAUACCCUCUCGCACAAAGAUGCUCCUGCCACCAAUCUCAAUUUUCUGGACCCGAUAGCAAUACGAAUAUGCCAAUAGCCGGGAUAGUAAAUGCGGGAUGCAUGCAUGUUUCUGUCACUUUGGCUGCGAAUAAAUACAGAUAAUUCGACUAUCGAUAGAUGAAUUGAUCGGUUUGGAUCACUCUCCCGUAUUCGGGCUCGCACUAUCGAUUUGUCGCUCGAGAACUAUCUGCCGCAUUCCUAGCAAAUGUGUGUGAGACGGAUUUAUAUGAGAUGCUCAAGAAUUGUCGCUUCCUCAACUUCUUCAU
Xylaria bambusicola is the source of this 1031-nucleotide messenger RNA. Its product is annotated as ras-domain-containing protein. Lineage: Eukaryota; Fungi; Ascomycota; Sordariomycetes; Xylariales; Xylariaceae. Gene Ontology annotation, molecular function: GTPase activity; GTP binding. The record is from RefSeq and is a predicted model, not a curated record. The transcript is spliced from 4 exons. The coding region runs from base 1 to 705 and encodes 234 amino acids.